CUACCGCUCCACUCGCCCUGGACCUUCUGGCUGGACAAGUCACUUCCUGGGACGACAGCGGCUGAAUGUGCCUCAAAUUUGAAGAAGAUUUAUACAGUACAAACAGUACAGGAUUUCUGGAGUGUCUACAACAACAUUCCUCCUGUGACAAAUUUGCCUCUGAGAUGUAGUUACCAUUUAAUGCGGGGAGAAAGACGGCCGCUUUGGGAAGAGGAAAGCAAUGCCAAAGGAGGAAUAUGGAAAAUGAAGGUCCCUAAAGAAAGUACGGCUGCAGUUUGGAAAGAGCUACUGUUAGCAACUAUCGGAGAGCAGUUUACAGACUGUUGCGCAGCAGAUGAUGAAGUAAUAGGGGUUAGCGUCAGCGUUCGUGACCGUGAAGAUGUUGUGCAAGUCUGGAACGGGAAUGCCUCUUUAGCAAGUGAAGCUAAAGUUUUAGAAAAAAUACAUAAACUUCUGCCACACACAUCUUUUAAAGCAGUGUUUUAUAAACCACACAGAGAGCAUCAUGCUUUUGAAGGCCGACGGGGAAAACACUAA
Messenger RNA from Charadrius vociferus (killdeer), 537 nucleotides. RefSeq names its product eukaryotic translation initiation factor 4E family member 3 (gene EIF4E3). The record is from RefSeq and is a predicted model, not a curated record. The transcript is spliced from 7 exons. Gene Ontology annotation, cellular component: eukaryotic translation initiation factor 4F complex. The annotation marks the transcript as partial. NCBI's taxonomy places the organism in Eukaryota, Metazoa, Chordata, Aves, Charadriiformes, Charadriidae. Gene Ontology annotation, biological process: translational initiation. Gene Ontology annotation, molecular function: translation initiation factor activity; RNA 7-methylguanosine cap binding.